AUGGGGUGGUUAUGCCGGGCAUGCAUAUUCACGCCCGCACUCCACUUUGUCGAUGACUUCGGCAGCGCAGAGGCCAUGGAACUCGCCCGCUCGUCAUUCGACGCCUCGCGACGACUCUGCAAGGCUUUGGGUUUUUCUUUUAAGCAGUCCAAGGAACAGCCUCCCGCUUCGCAACAGGUCAUCCAGGGCGUCAGCAUCGUCGUCAACAACGACUCCGUCACCGUCCAGGGCACCGAAGAACGUCGCCAACGGCUCGACGAGAUGCUCGCCGACGUGCUCACUCAGGAUCGUCUUCCGCCUCACGAAGCAGCGAGCCUAGCAGGGAAACUACAGUUCUACUGCCAGUCACUUCGAGGGCGAUCGCAUGCAGCAGCGCUUCGGCCUUUGUUUCGAAGAUCUAGACUUACCGGUGCGGGCAGAAACCACCAGAAUUGGCGACUCGACGGACAGCUUCGCCAUGGCAUCGGCCUCCUCAGAUGGAGCCUACGCCACGCACCGCCCAGAACCUUUCCUUUCCAGAAGGAGGCGCACUCCGUGCUCUACGCCGACGCGUUCUUCAACCUCUUCGACAAGGACUGGAAGCCCUCCGACGAGGACAUACCCAGCUGGGGACGCACGCCACCUGAGACGCUCAGAAACGGAUGGGGCUUCGUCGUCACGGUGCAAGGGCGGACCUACUUCGCACAUGGACGUGUGCCUUACUGGUUCGUGCGGGAAUUCACGAGCCGCCGCGCCUAUAUCUACAUGUUGGAGAUCGUGGCCCAGAUUCUCCCUCUUUUCGCCAUGCAGAGACAGCUCGAUCGCCACGUAUUGCUGUUCGUCGACAACGAACCUGCACGACACGCACUCACUCGUGGCUUUGGCAAAGACGAGUCGAUCAACUGCUUGCUCCAACAUGCGUGGCGCUUCCUCGAGGAGAACUCUUUUCGACCCGCUUGGCAACGAGUGACGUCUUCCGCCAACGUCAGUGACUCGGUCAGCAGAGGGGACCUUCGACACGCUCGAGCCGAAAGCUGGACCGAGCUUCACCGAGACUGGGACGGCGUCUUCGAAGAACUACUGACGGGCUCUGACAGGCGGCACACCUAUGGUGAUACGCAACGAUUCGCUCCGAUCGACUUCUGA
Messenger RNA from Symbiodinium sp. CCMP2592, 1125 nucleotides. NCBI's taxonomy places the organism in Eukaryota, Dinophyceae, Suessiales, Symbiodiniaceae. The record is from the annotation of a GenBank genome assembly.